Messenger RNA from Astyanax mexicanus (Mexican tetra), 1233 nucleotides. RefSeq names its product soluble scavenger receptor cysteine-rich domain-containing protein SSC5D. The transcript has 7 exons. The coding region runs from base 192 to 1190 and encodes 332 amino acids. Lineage: Eukaryota; Metazoa; Chordata; Actinopteri; Characiformes; Acestrorhamphidae. The record is from RefSeq and is a predicted model, not a curated record. Gene Ontology annotation, cellular component: membrane.
AUCUGGAACUGGACCCAUAUGGCUGAAUGAGGUGGAGUGUGAGGGGAACGAGGCGUCUCUGUGGAACUGCAGAUAUCAGCUGUGUGGAGAGGAUGAAUGUGGACACAAGGAUGAUGUAGGAGUCGUCUGCUCAGAGUAUAAAGAGAUCAGACUGACUGAGGGCUGUGAGGGGAAUCUGGAGGUGUUCUAUAAUGGAACCUGGGGGAAUGUGUGUAACAAUGGGAUGGAUCUGUCGGGAGCUGAACUGUGGAAGAUUUAAGACUGAGAGAGCUACCAAAGCACGAGUGGAAUCAGCUCCUAACUGGCUGGAUGAUGUAAAAUGUAGGAAACAUGACUCUACUCUGUUUCACUGUCCAUCUUCAUCCUGGAGUCAGAACAAUUGUGAUAGAAGCAGUGAGGUGACUCACAUUACCUGCUCCGGAGAGAAGAAACAGCUUGCAUUUGAAAACCUUCAAAAAUUCUUCUUAUUUCCAAACCAGGGUCAGUGCUCAAAUUACAUGCCUAUUAGGUUGAGAGGAGGAGAGGAAAUCUGUUCUGGGAGGUUGGAGGUGUAUCAUAAUGCUGAGUGGGGGUCUAUAUGUGCUGAUCUGUGGGACAUCAGGGAUGCUCAGGUGAUCUGCAGGCAGCUGGGUUGUGGGCCGGCGCUGAGUGCUAAUAGAAGAGCUGUUGAUGGUUCUGGUGGAGGAACUAUCUGGAUGAACAGAGUGAAGUGUAGAGGGAAUGAGAUUCACCUGUGGGACUGUCCUCAUUCCCUGAAGAUCCACACUGGCUGCUCCCAGAGUGCUGGAGUCACCUGUGCAGACAUAUUUGUCACAUUACCUUUUUCAUCUGAAACAACUACAACUUACACCACAGUACCAGCACAGCUAACAGAGAAAAAGACAGUCCCUCCUUCAAAAAAUCCAUCAUCUAAUUUUCCAUACAUCUAUCCAGUGUCUCUCCUGGUUCUGGGAUCUGUGCUCUUCCUGGCCUUAGUGCUUCUGGUUGUGCUGUUUUAUCAGAACAGAGUGCUCAGGAGAGUGAUUUCUAAGGCGAGGAGGAAGACUCUGCUUGAGGCAGUCUAUGAAGAGAUUAACCAUAAAUGUGUCACUAACAGAUAUACUAAAAGAGAUAAAUUAUAUGUAGAGAGUUUCACUGAAGGCAGUCUUCACACAGUAUGUAAAGUGGAUCUAAGGUCAGAUAUCAAAUAGCAAUUCUGAGUGUUUAAAUGACUAUAAAUGAAAAAACUACAUG